This is a messenger RNA of Polypterus senegalus (gray bichir), 312 nucleotides long. Its product is annotated as histone H4. Gene Ontology annotation, molecular function: DNA binding; protein heterodimerization activity; structural constituent of chromatin. The record is from RefSeq and is a predicted model, not a curated record. NCBI's taxonomy places the organism in Eukaryota, Metazoa, Chordata, Cladistia, Polypteriformes, Polypteridae. The transcript has a single exon. Gene Ontology annotation, cellular component: nucleosome. Gene Ontology annotation, biological process: nucleosome assembly. The coding region runs from base 1 to 312 and encodes 103 amino acids.
AUGUCUGGACGUGGCAAAGGAGGAAAGGGGCUCGGUAAGGGAGGCGCAAAACGUCACCGUAAAGUGCUGAGAGAUAACAUCCAAGGUAUUACUAAGCCAGCUAUCCGACGUUUGGCUCGUCGAGGUGGUGUAAAGCGUAUUUCUGGCUUGAUCUAUGAAGAGACUCGCGGUGUUCUUAAGGUCUUCCUAGAAAAUGUUAUCCGGGACGCUGUCACAUACACUGAGCACGCUAAGAGGAAAACUGUGACCGCCAUGGACGUGGUAUACGCAUUGAAAAGACAAGGCCGUACGCUAUAUGGCUUCGGCGGUUAA